This is a messenger RNA of Adineta steineri, 2001 nucleotides long. The record is from the annotation of a GenBank genome assembly. Lineage: Eukaryota; Metazoa; Rotifera; Eurotatoria; Adinetida; Adinetidae.
AUGUUUAAAAACUUGAAAGAAAAACUAGCAACUCAAGUUACAAAAACUAAUCAACCUUUUUUAUCGAGCAUUCCAUCACCGGAAUCAACAUCUAAAUCAAAAGAUUCUGGUACUCGAACAUCUUCUGUUACUAGUCGUGAUGAUAAUCAUGAAACUAAUCGUUCUCGAUUAGAUUCAGCUUCAAGUGAUAUAAGUCAAUUUAGUGUUGGUCAUAGUCCAAAUUAUGUAUCACCACCACGUACUUAUAGACCGCCAUCGGAUAUUGAAUCUGAAUAUGGUGGUGAAGAAAGUGAUCAUGAGGGCAAUACUAGAUUGUUAAAAUUACAAAAACUACUUGCUGUUUAUAAGAAUAAAUUUAAUCAAUUAAAAAAUGCUUAUGAUGAAGUUGAACGAGAAAAAGACCAUAUUAAGAAUAUUCUACAACAACAUCAAGAUACAUCAUUAACACGAAUAUCUGAAUUACGUGAACAGAUUAAAUUGGAUAAACAAGCAAAAGAACAAUUGGAGUGUUUACAUAGAAAAGAAAUGCGCCAGAGAGAAAAUAGAAUCGAAGAACUUACAUUACAAGUUGAUGCACAAAAAGAUCUUAUUCAAUUACCUCAUCAAACAGAUCAUGAAGAAAUUCAAAGUCUUCGCGAAAAAAAUUCUAAACUCGAAGCAUUACUUACUCGAUGUAAAGAUGGUCUAAAAAUUCAUCAAGAAAAACAAAAUGAAUUAACAAAACAACGUGAUGAUUUUCUUCAACAAUUAAAUGAGAAACAAGCUGUUAUUGAAUCAAUGAUGAAAGAUCGUCAUCCAGAUGACGCCUCAAUAGCAUCACUGGAAGUUCAAGAACAUUUUGACUCAGAUAUAAGUGUUUUAUUACAAGAUAAACAACGUUUACAAGAAGAAUUAGAAGCAGUACGUCUUUGUAUGAGACAAAUGGAAAAUGAACUUGAAGUAACAAAACAACAAGCAAAAAUUGAUAAAGAUUUAAAAGAAAAAUAUGAUGAUUUAUCAAAUUCUAUUGAACAAUUAACAAAUGAUAAGAUAAAACUUGAAAAAUUAAAUGAAGAAUUAAAUCAACAAAUUCAAUCUUCAGAUUUAAAUCUUAUUAUAUCAAAUCAAAAUAUGAAUAUUUCACAUUUAAAUGAAGAAUUAGAUAAUUUACGUGAUAUGAUAAAAAAUAUUGAAAAUAUUGUUCCUGAAAACCCAUCAAUAGAUUUAUUAGAAAGAAUUCAACAAUUAAAACAAAAUGAUAUUCAAUUAUCUCAAACACUUGAAAAUCAACGACAAGAACAUUCAGAUGAAUUUGAUAUAGUUUUAAAAGAAAUACAAGAUGAAAAUACGUAUCUUAAAUCUCAAAUUGAAGAAAUAGAAAAAUUAAAAAAUUCAUCGAUUCAGUUAUUAAAAGAUGAACAUGAAAAAACGCUCGAAGUUUUACAUACACAAUUUAAUAAUAAGUAUCAAGGACAAUUAUCAUCUCUUGAAAAUGAACUCAAAGCUGAAGUUAUGAGAGCAGAUGAUAAAAUAAAUCGAUUAAAUUCACAAACUGCUCAACAACAAGAAGAAAUUCAACGAUUAGAAAAUCUUGAUCAAUCUCAAAAGCAACUGUUGAAUGAAAAUAAUAUUUUAAAAGAACAAUUAACUACAUUUCAUGAAAAAACCAAACAAUUACAAGAUGAUAUUCAAGAAAAACAAAAUGAAAUUAAUCAUUAUCAAGUUAUUAUUAAAGAAUUAGAAGAUACUAUGAAACAAAUGAGAUCGAAAUAUGAACAGAUUGAAAAAGAACUUGAAGAAAAACAGAAUGAGAUAAUUCAACUUAAUAAUACUGUAGAACAAUUAAAAGAAAAUAACGGAUUAAUAAAUGAUAAAUAUCAACAAUUGACAAAAUCAUUUGAACAAAAACAAAAUGAAGUUGAUCAGUUAAAAAUCAAUAUUUCAACAAUUACCGAGGAAAAUCAACAGAUUAAAGAAGAAAUCGUUCAACUUAAUCAAAUAAUUGAUGAAGUAAAACUAAAA